Molecule: messenger RNA, 411 nt
Organism: Ostertagia ostertagi
Lineage: Eukaryota; Metazoa; Nematoda; Chromadorea; Rhabditida; Trichostrongylidae
Source: the annotation of a GenBank genome assembly
AUGAGGAUCGUUUGUGUGCUGGCCGCACUCGUCCUGGGCAUUUCUGCGUCCGGAGAUGUGUUGGAAUAUACUGACAGCAAUUUCGAUGAACUUAUUGCUUCACACGAAGUCGCUUUGGUGAAAUUCUACGCCCCAUGGUUAGUUCUUAUCAAAUAUUCGAAAAUCAAAGUCCGAAGAAGUAAACCUUAUCAAGUAACGCACUAUGCGUUGCCGUGGAGGGUUGACUGUACUGUCGAGAAGGCCACUUGCGACAAAUUCGGCGUGAAGGGAUUCCCAACAUUGAAGAUCUUCCGUAAUGGAUUAGAAGCUCAGUCAUACGAUGGACCUCGUGAAGCAGACGGCAUCGUAAAAUACAUGCGCGGACAAGCGGGCCCUUCAGCUAAGGAACUCAAAACAGUGGAAGAGUUCAAG